AUGGAGGAAACAAGUUCGCCGGGAAUUGGAUUACUUGUUGAGAAAGUAAUGGCUCAAAUGGAGGUUGCUGCCGAAGAAGACAUUGAGCUUAACAUCCAAAACAAACCCGCUAUUAGAAAGAUCCAAAUGCUGCCUCUUCUUACUGACUUUCUCUCCAAGAAAAAGAUGCAACAAGAGUUUUUGGAUCAUGGGAUUUUAACUUUGUUGAAGAGUUGGCUCGACCCUCUUCCCGAUGGAAGCUUACCAAACGCCACCCUUCGAUCUUUUAUUUUGAUUAUCUUAACUCAGGUGAUGCCUGUUGAUAUCAGCUUAGAAGAUGGAAGGGAGCAGUUGAAGAAGAGUGGGCUUGGUAAAGUCAUUAUGUUUCUUUCAAAAUCAGACGAGGAAACCACUGCCAAUCGAAAACUUGCCAAGCAUUUGGUCCAAAACUGGUGUCGAACCAUAUUCAACAAGACUACAAGCUACUGUAACCUCAGAAACAGCGUAAUUCCAAGGACGAAGAAGCCAUUAAUGAAGCAAUCAACAAGGGUAGAAUUGAGGGAGGCAGAUUUAGAUUUGGAAGGUCCUCGCAGGCCAUGUUCAUCAGGAACAGCAAGCGGUUCUGUUUCAGUGCCUGAACCAGCACCGUGCGUUUAUGAGGUGAACCCUCUAACAAAUUUCAAACCAGAGGUUGCAAGACGUUAUCGGAGAUCUAGAGAAGUGAGAGAAAGCGAGUGCUUUGGAAGGAUAGAGAAGAAGAUGAGUGGAUUGAAAAAAUCGAAUAAGAAGAAGACUCUGCAAGCUCCAAAACCUGCUGUUUUGUAG
Gossypium raimondii (Peruvian cotton) is the source of this 804-nucleotide messenger RNA. Its product is annotated as protein IWS1 homolog 1. Gene Ontology annotation, biological process: brassinosteroid mediated signaling pathway; regulation of DNA-templated transcription elongation. Lineage: Eukaryota; Viridiplantae; Streptophyta; Magnoliopsida; Malvales; Malvaceae. The transcript has a single exon. Bases 1 to 804 code for a protein of 267 amino acids. The record is from RefSeq and is a predicted model, not a curated record.